AUGCGCCCGUACAUCCCCAAGGCAACCUUCGCCUUCUGCCACUCGCUCCUCUCCUCCCGCUUCCGCCCGUCCGCCGCCUCGCCGGCGGCGCCGCUCCUCCCCGUCCAGGCCAUCCUCACCACCGCCGGCCUCUCCCCGCGCCACCCGGAGCUCUCCCUCGUCGCGCUCAACUCGCUCCUCCGCGUCCUCGCCCGCGGCGCCUCCUCCCAGGCCCACCCGCUCCUCGCCCUCCGCCUCCUCCUCCUCAUGCUCUCCCCCGCCUCGCCGCUCCCCGGCCCCGACCACCUCUCCUUCCCCUUCGCCCUCUCCGCCGCCGCCGCGGCCCACGUCGCCCCGCCCCCCGGCCCGCAGCUCCACGCGCUCCUCGUCAAGAACGCCCUCUUCCCCUCCGACCACUACGUCACCACCGCGCUGCUCCAGCUCCACGCGGCCCGCCCGGACGACGCGCGGAGGGUGUUCGACGAGUUGCCGAGGCGGGAGGCCAUCCACUACGACCUGGUCAUCGGGGCGUACGCGCGCGCCGGGAUGGCCGCCGAGGGGCUGGCGCUGUUCAGGGCCAUGUUCGCGGACGGGGUGGCGCCGGACGCCGUUGUGCUCACGACGGCGGUCGCGGCGUGCGCCCAGUCCGGCGCGCUGGAGUGCGGGGAGUGGGUGCACCGGUACGUGGAGAGCAACGCGCCAGGGCUGCUGGCGGACGCGUUCGUCGGGUCGGCACUGGUGAGCAUGUAUGCCAAGUGCGGCUGCCUACAGAAGGCGGUCAAGGUGUUCGAGGGAAUGCCGGAGCGGAAUGAGUACGUCUGGGGUACCAUGGUCGGUGCGUUCGCGGUGCAUGGCAUGGCGAGGGAGGCAGUGGCCUGCUUGGAGAGGAUGGCAGGCGAGGACGGGGUGCGCCCGGAUGGCGUGGCAGUGCUCGGGGCGCUGUCCGCCUGCGCACACGCCGGAAAGGUUGAAGACGGGCUCAGACUUCUCAAGGAGAUGCGCCGGCGGUACGGCGUCACCCCGGGGCACGAGCACUACAGCUGCACUGUCGACAUGCUGUGCCGGGUCGGGCGUCUGGAGGACGCGGUAGGGCUAAUCGGGACAAUGCCGAUGACCCCGCUCGCAUCCGUGUGGGGGUCUCUCCUAGCAGGCUGCCGGAUGUACGGCAACGUCGAGUUGGCAGAGGUGGCAGCCAAGGAGCUCGAGAAGCUAGGUGUUGGCGCCGACGAGGGCGUGUACGUCCAGCUGUCCAACAUUUAUCUCGAUGCCAACCGCAAGGAUGACGCGCGGAGGGUGCGAAAGCUGAUCGGCAGCCGGGGGCUCAAGAAGGUCCCGGCGUAUAGCGCGGUGGAGGUCGACGGCGAGCUAAGCUCUUUUGUCGCUGACGACCAGGCGCAUCCGCGGCGCUUUGAGAUAUGGGACGUGCUUGGGCUGCUCGCUGACCAGAUGGGGCUGAAAUCAGACGAGGAAGAAGAAGAAACAACCUUUUUGUUGCGUCCUUGUAUAACAAGAAAAACAAAUUUAGAAACCAUGUGACAGACUAACAAGUUAAGCAGUGAGCAGCAAACGAUAUUUCUUGAUUUAUUGCCAAGGAGUAUGAUACUCAGGAAACAACAGAACAUUGUUCAGCACCAAACACAAAGUAUUUUGUUUCGAGUUGUUCCUUGUCUU
This is a messenger RNA of Triticum dicoccoides, 1650 nucleotides long. RefSeq names its product putative pentatricopeptide repeat-containing protein At3g28640. The record is from RefSeq and is a predicted model, not a curated record. The transcript has a single exon. Lineage: Eukaryota; Viridiplantae; Streptophyta; Magnoliopsida; Poales; Poaceae. The coding region runs from base 1 to 1515 and encodes 504 amino acids. Gene Ontology annotation, molecular function: protein binding; RNA binding. Gene Ontology annotation, biological process: RNA modification.